AUGGUAGCGGAGGAGAUUGUGGUCUCCCUGUCAGGAGGAUCCCCGUGGGGUUUCAGACUGCAGGGAGGAGCAGAGCAGCAAAAACCUCUACAGGUGGCAAAGGUACGCAGGCGCAGUAAAGCAUGCAGAGCUGGACUAAAGGAGCAUGAUGAACUAGUUGCCAUAGGCGACCAUAUGUGUGCAGACCUCAGUCAUGCUCAGGCCAUGGGCCUCAUUGAUACACAGAGCGCUACACUCAACCUGAGGGUUAAAAGGUCAGAUCAUGGACUCAUGGCAUCAUCUUACGCUGGUCGUUCCGCAUCUCCCCGCUCCUCAGCGAAGGGCCUGUCUCAAACACCGGCCCCCACGCCCUCCCACCGCUCCUCCAUCCUCUCCCCCAAUGGGAUACCCAGGGGCAUCACUUCCCCUCCAGACAGUGAGGCCUACUACGGAGAGACAGACAGUGACGCAGACACACAGUCACACACGUUCCGCCGCCAGCGCCGCACACCUCCUCAUGCACGCUCACCUGCGCGCUAUGACAACCAAGAAGAGGAGGAGACCUCAGAGAUGAGUGGGUAUGAGAGCGCCACAGAUGCGGGGGUCUCCAUGCCUGUGCAGUGGGAGGGUCAGCUUCUUCCUGGUGUCCCCCGCAGAGAGCUCAUCUACCAGCCCCCCCAGACGGAGUGGACCACUCCAACUCACACCCCACACACUCUGACCCCUCACACACUCACCCCGACCCCUGAUCAGGGUUUAGUGGAAGCGGAGGGAGAAGUGGAUAGUGGCUUCCAGGAGGUCGGGGGCAGCAUCGUGCUAGCCUGCCCUCCGCUUGUGUCUCCUGAACGGGCAAAAGAGGCUCUGAUGCUGGGAUCCAGUAACCAGCUGGUGCCCAUGGUGGGACUACAGCAGACUCCCGUCAGUGAGGAGCUCUGCACUACCUACAAGGACAAAGCACGGCAAGCCAAAUUACAGCGUGGGGAGAGUGUGGUGGAGAAGCAAGUAAAAGAAGCUCGUACUAAAUGCCGCUCUAUUGCCUCGCUGCUGACUGAUGCUCCCAACCCCAACUCAAAAGGGGUGCUUAUGUUCAAGAAACGCCGGCAGAGGGCCAAGAAGUACACACUGACCUGCUUUGGGAAAGCUGAGGGGGAGACAGGAGGGGAGACAGAAGGGGAGACAGGAGGAGAGACAGAGGAAGAAGGAGGCAGUUCUUUCCAAAGUGGCUCAGAAGUGGAUGAAGAGGGAUUCUCAGCGUCGUUUGACCCCACGUGGGAUAGCGGCUAUUUAGACGUGCUGGACAGGAGAAGCUCGGCCUGCCCUUCAACCACACCGACUACUCCGACAACUCCGACAACCAAUCACAGCUCAGGGCUGGAUUUCCCAGCCUAUCAGACUCUGGGACUUGUGACCUCUGUCAAUCAAAGCCCGGGGUUGGAAGCCUCAUGGCUGGAGGACUCAGCCUAUCAGGGCUCAAGGCUGGAGAGCAGCAUUAAUAAGCAGCCUAUCAGUUCCUACUCUGCUCCUCAACCUGUACACAUGUCACCCCCAGAGAUGCCUCUGACCAAUGGGGGGUCAGUAGCUGUUAGUCGGGCUAGUGUUGUUUUGAGUCCGCCUUCACAAAUACCCCUUCCAAGUCAAAAUGGGCAACAUAGCAACCUUAGUCCUAACCCUAAUCUUAUUCCUGGCCCAAUCACAGACUCAGACCAUCACCUGAACAACAACUUUAGUCCUAAUCCAUCUGUUCUGAACCGCACUGCACGUCCCUUCACCCCUGGCCCGACCCCUUCUCGUGCAAAUGUAACCUCUGUGAUGUUUCGCCCUCCCCAACCCAAACCAGCAGCUGUAGCCACAGCGACCAAGCCUGUAGCAGCCAUCUCCAUGGUGACUAUCCAACCUACUCGCCAUCCAUCAGGGCCAGAUGCAAGGAGAGCAGUGUCUAGCACCUCUCUGUACAUCCCUGCAAGAAAUAACAACAGCAACACUACCCCCACUGUUAACUCUCCCCACUCUCCCCACUCAGCUCUCUCACCUCCCUCCUCUCUGCCAUCUGUAUCUUUCUCACAGCCUUCAGUUAAUCCACCAACAUUUUCUCCUCACACCCCAGUGCAUGCAUCUUCCUCAAUCCCAUUCUCUCCCUCUGCAACUCAAGGUUCCCCUAUUGGUCCAUCACCUGCUCAACCCUUCUCCCCUCCAGUCCUACAGUCAUUUCCCUCUCCUCCUGCUCCGGUUUAUCCACCUCCUUCCACUGGCAUGCCUUCUGUUCCCAUCUCCCCACCACAUCCACCUAAUGUAGCCCAGGUCUCCUUCCAUGCCCACCCCACCCCUCCUCCUCCUCCUCCUCCCCCUCAUCAUCCUACCUUCAGCCAACCUUCUCCAUCUCCAUCCACCCACCCCUACAUCAACAGUCAACCUUCUCCAUCUCCUGCAUCCACUCCCCAGGCUCCUGCCGCUGAUUCACUGGAGACACGAGAACAGCGAAUCUCAGUCCCCGCUUCUCGCACCGGUAUCCUGCACGAUUCCCGUUCUCGUGGCAGUAAAAAGCCAAUGUUCAGUGCAAUCAGAAGCAAAGAUGUUUCUCCAAACCCGGCCUUGAUGUCAAUGGUUCAAAAUAUGGAUGACCGCUUUGGAAGAACCCCAGGUGCUGAGUCUGGAGCUGCACCCACUGGUGAGGCAGGGCAUGAAUCAGGACCUGAGGAAGACUGGCUGAGGCUUGGGGCAGAGGCCUGCAAUUUCAUGCAGGCUCAACGGGGACCCAGGCCACCUCCUGUAGCACCCAAACCACAGGCUCCACAAGUGCCACAAAUGGCAGGGAAGGGAGGUGAGCUGUUUGCCCGCAGACAGAGCAGGAUGGAUCGGUAUGUGGUGGAGCGAUCUCCAUCUGUUGCCGCAGUACCUUACUCUCCGGCUCAGCCGAGGGAGCCCUCGCCUACGCCUUCCCUCCCUGCUACCUGGAAGUACUCGUCAAGCAUCCGUGCUCCACCUCCCAUCAGCUACAACCCUCUCCUCUCUCCCUCCUGUCCUCUUAAGGCCCAGAAGAAGGUUGAGGUGGCAAAAUCUGGACCAGCUAAAUCUAAAGGGCAGAAAGGUGGCAUGAAGCCUCUGGACAUUAUGAACCACCAGCCCUACCAGCUCAACUCCUCUCUGUUCAGCUAUGGGGGCGGGGUUCCCCAGGACACCUCCAACUAUCAGCAGCAACGAGGAAUGGCAGGUGGUCCUCAGAAGACUGCACGAGUGUAUGAGGUGAAGCGCUUCUCAACGCCCCCUCCAAUAGCAACAGGGCCCGCCUUGAAAGUUAUCGUGCCUCGAUCAGCCACGACACUUGGAGAACCCCUCUGGCGUUCUGACAUCACAUCUUCUCCGCCCACAGCUGGCCCUGCCCCAUACCAACCCUUUCAGCCUCAACCCCAACCAUCCGCCACUCCGUUCCAACCUCAAUGGGCCACCUCCCUUCCAUCUCCCCCACCUCCCCCUGCCCCCACAGCCCCUCUCCCUCAGCUCCCCACCUUCUCCUCUCCUCUAGCUUCUAAUCCUCCCCCCAACACUGCACAGGCCAACAGGCAGUUUAAGAGUGCCCCAGAUCUGAGUCCCAUAGGCCCCACUGGAGCCUCUGGACCGGCAUCCAGCAGCACUCAACCUACCAGAGUUCCUAGGCCUAGAUUCAGCACUUCCAGCAUGGGUCUGCAGCCCUGUGUCUGGCGCCCUGGAUCCACUUUGCACUGAACACAUUCUGGUCUGGACAUGAAAAAAAGGCUUAUGGGAAGAAAGAACCACUUUUGUUAAAUAAGUCCAUGUG
Messenger RNA from Scomber japonicus (chub mackerel), 3772 nucleotides. RefSeq names its product synaptopodin 2-like b (gene synpo2lb). Gene Ontology annotation, molecular function: actin binding. Gene Ontology annotation, cellular component: Z disc; nucleus; actin cytoskeleton. The record is from RefSeq and is a predicted model, not a curated record. Gene Ontology annotation, biological process: positive regulation of actin filament bundle assembly. NCBI's taxonomy places the organism in Eukaryota, Metazoa, Chordata, Actinopteri, Scombriformes, Scombridae. Bases 1 to 3699 code for a protein of 1232 amino acids. The transcript is spliced from 7 exons.